Molecule: messenger RNA, 2413 nt
Organism: Ochotona princeps (American pika)
Lineage: Eukaryota; Metazoa; Chordata; Mammalia; Lagomorpha; Ochotonidae
Gene: KAT14
Product: lysine acetyltransferase 14
Exons: 10
Coding region: 15-2354 (779 amino acids)
Molecular function (GO): acyltransferase activity, transferring groups other than amino-acyl groups
Source: RefSeq, a predicted model, not a curated record
UGUGAGAGGAAGAGAUGGAGAGCAGCAUGCCCCUGGGCAGUUUGCUGAGCCGGCAUGAUGAUGAGGCCACGAGAACAUCAACCUCAGAAGGGCUGGAGGAAGGGGAGGUGGAGGGGGAGACGCUGCUGAUUGUUGAGUCGGAGGAUCAGGCCUCCGUGGACCUCUCUCACGACCAGAGCGGCGACUCCCUCAACAGCGAUGAGGGAGAUGUGUCAUGGAUGGAAGAGCAGCUGUCCUAUUUCUGCGACAAGUGCCAGAAAUGGAUACCAGCUAGUCAGCUGAGGGAGCAGCUGAGUUACCUGAAGGGGGACAAUUUUUUUAGGUUCACUUGCUCAGAUUGCUCAGCAGACGGCAAGGAGCAGUACGAACGGCUGAAGCUGACAUGGCAGCAGGUCGUCAUGCUGGCCAUGUAUAACUUGUCCCUGGAAGGAAGUGGACGGCAAGGCUAUUUCAGAUGGAAAGAAGACAUUUGCGCUUUCAUUGAGAAACAUUGGACGUUUUUACUAGGGAAUAGGAAAAAGACUUCGACCUGGUGGAGCACAGUGGCAGGUUGCCUCAGUGUGGGGAGUCCCAUGUACUUCCGGUCAGGAGCUCAGGAGUUUGGAGAGCCAGGAUGGUGGAAACUUGUUCACAACAAACCCCCGACGAUGAAACCUGAAGGAGAGAAGCUAUCUGCCUCUACUCUGAAAGUCAAAGCCUCAAAGCCCACCUUAGAUCCCAUCAUUACUGUGGAGGGCCUUCGGAAACGCGCCAGUCGGAACCCCGUGGAAUCUGCCAUGGAGUUAAAAGAGAAAAGGUCGCGAACUCAAGAAGCCAAAGACAUCAGACGAGCCCAGAAGGAGGCUGCCGGCUUCCUGGACAGGAGUACCUCCUCCACCCCGGUCAAGUUCCUUAGCCGGAGCCGCCGGCCAGACAUGCUCCUGGAGAAAGGGGAGGUGAUCGACUUCUCCUCCCUGAGCUCCUCAGACCGCACCCCGCUCACCAGCCCAUCACCCUCCCCGUCCUUGGACUUCUCCGCCCCAGGCACCCCUGCCUCCCACUCAGCCACGCCCAGCCUGCUCUCUGAGGCUGACCUCAUCCCCGACGUGAUGCCCCCGCAAGCCUUGUUCCACGAUGACGAGGAGAUGGAGGGCGAUGGCGUCAUCGACCCGGGCAUGGAGUACCUCCCGCCUCCUGCGGGCUCUGCCUCCGCGGGGCCCGGGGGCAGGAGGAAGGUCCGCGGGCUGGAGCAGAUAAAGCAGGAGGUGGAGAGCGAGGAGGAGAAGCCCGACAGGAUGGAGCUCGACAGCGAGGACACGGAGUCCAACAUGUCUGUGCCGACGCGGGCUCGGGAGAAGCGCAAGCCCCCGCCCGACAAGGACACGAAGCCCACCGGCCCCAAGUACACGCCCGUGAGCAUCUACGAGGAGAAGCUGCUCCUGCGGCGGCUGGAAGCCUGCCCCACCGCCGUGGCCAUGACGCCCGAAGCCCGGAGGUUGAAGCGCAAGCUGAUCGUCCGGCAGGCCAAAAGGGACCGGGGCCUGCCGCUGUUUGACCUGGACCAGGUCGUGAAUGCUGCUCUCCUGCUCGUGGAUGGCAUUUAUGGAGCCAAAGAAGGAGGCGUUUCCAGGCUCCCAGCUGGGCCAGCCACAUACCGCACCACCUGUCAGGACUUUCGCAUCCUCGACCGCUACCAGACUGCCUUGCCAUCCAGGAAGGGCUUCCGGCACCAGACCACCAAGUUCUUGUACCGCCUGGUGGGGUCGGAAGAUAUGGCUGUGGACCAGAGUAUCAUCAGCCCGUAUACUUCCCGGAUCUUGAAGCCUUAUAUCAGGCGUGAUUAUGAAACAAAGCCACCCAAGCUGCGGCUCCUGUCACAGAUCCGCUCCCACCUGCACAGGAGUGACCGGGACUGGACACCCGAGCCCGACGCGCCUCUUGAUUACUGCUACGUCCGGCCAAAUCACAUCCCAACCAUCAAUUCUAUGUGUCAUGAGUUUUUCUGGCCUGGCAUCGACCUGUCUGAGUGCCUGCAGUAUCCAGACUUCAGCGUGGUUGUCCUUUAUAAGAAAGUCAUCAUUGCCUUUGGCUUCAUGGUUCCUGACGUGAAGUACAACGAAGCCUACAUCUCCUUCCUGUUCGUCCACCCUGAGUGGAGAAGAGCAGGGAUUGCGACGUUCAUGAUCUAUCAUCUGAUCCAGACCUGCAUGGGCAAGGAUGUGACUCUUCACGUCUCAGCAAGCAACCCUGCUAUGCUGCUGUACCAGAAGUUUGGCUUCAAGACGGAGGAGUAUGUUCUAGAUUUCUAUGAUAAAUACUACCCCCUGGAGAGUACAGAAUGUAAACACGCCUUUUUCCUGAGGCUGCGGCGCUGAGCAAGGAGUGCAUGGCCAGAGGGCGGUCUGCAGAGACUGCCCAGUGGUUACUCGUGGUU